Coturnix japonica (Japanese quail) is the source of this 5397-nucleotide messenger RNA. It is a transcript of the gene LSM11, whose product is annotated as LSM11, U7 small nuclear RNA associated. Gene Ontology annotation, cellular component: U7 snRNP. The record is from RefSeq and is a predicted model, not a curated record. Gene Ontology annotation, biological process: mRNA 3'-end processing by stem-loop binding and cleavage. Gene Ontology annotation, molecular function: U7 snRNA binding. Lineage: Eukaryota; Metazoa; Chordata; Aves; Galliformes; Phasianidae.
ACGGAGCUGCAGCGCUCCCUAUGGGCGGUCGGUGCCGCAUCCCGGCAUGGAGGAGGACGAAGGGGCUGCGGGCAGCGCGGAGCAGCGGCCAUCCCUUCGGCUGGGGCCCGGAGCCGAGCGCUCCCCCAGCCCCAGCCGGUUGGACGUGAGCUCCAGCCGCUUCGACCCUCUGCUGGCGCUGUACUCCGCUCACACCCCGCUCCCCUUCCCCUCCGCUCCCUGCUUUAACAACCUCGCCGAGUACGAGAGCUUCCAGCGCGGCCUGCUCCGCCCUCGCGGUCGCCGUGGUUCCUCCAUCCGCCGCGGUGCCUCCGUGGGUCGCAGCGCUCGCCGGGCUCCUCCUGCCGCAGACCCCGAGCGCAUCCAGCGGCUCCGCAGCCUCAUGGUGAAUGCGGGCAGCGAGCAGGAUGAGGCGGGCAGAGGCACGGCACGGCGAAGGAGGGCACCGAGAAACGUCCUCACCAGGAUGCCUUUGCAUGAAGGCAGCCCGCUGGGGGAGCUCCACCGCUGUGUCCGAGAUGGGGUAAAAAUCAACGUCCACAUCCGCACCUUCAAGGGGCUCCGCGGGGUCUGCACCGGCUUCUUGGUUGCAUUUGACAAGUUCUGGAAUAUGGCCCUGACAGAUGUGGAUGAGACGUACAGGAAGCCAGUACUGGGCAAAGCUUUCUAUGCAGAACCUCAGCUCUCACUAACCCGGCUGUUUGACAGACUCAAGCUUCAGGAUGCCUCUGUGAAGAAGGGAGCUGACUCAAAGACUGUAUCAGGGGAGCUAGCCCUGACAAGUGACUCUCAAACACCUGGAUGGAAAGUUGGAUCAGGACGAGGGAGAGAAGAAGAUGAACGUGAGAAGCAGAAACGCUUGGGCAGAGGUGGAGAAAAGAAGGUGCCAGGAGACAGUUUGCAUUCAGCUGUCAGAGGUGAAGCUGAUGUGGGCAGCGGGACUGCUCACACAGUGGGUGCCACUGCUGGUGGUACCCGCACGAGGAGCCAGGCACGGAGAAAAAGGAGGCCCAAAGUGGAUUAUCAACAGGUGUUCACACGUCACAUAAACCAGAUUUUUAUUCGAGGAGAGAACGUCUUGCUUGUCCAUUUAGCUCAUUGACUUGGCUGAGCCUUCGUCAGUGUAUUUAUUUGAUAGCAUGACUUGCUGUGGUAGCCCUCAUUACUAUUUAGCAUUCUUGUGAGUAUGGUACUGUGACAGGUUUCCCACUGCCAUAACAAGGGAAGGGAAGUAAUUCUAAUAGGAGUAUCCUGAGCUUACUGCCAAAGCAGCUUCCUUCAGUCUCUGCUGGGGGCCACAGGGUGAGGUCAGCAGCACAGUUUUACUCUGUGAGAUGAGGGAGACGAGCACAGAGCCCACUGCUUAAAAAGUGAACAGCUAAGUCAGGAAGGUUGGUAGAGAAUGUAAUGCUCUGUGGGAUGGAAAACCUCUCAGUUGAAGACUGUUCUUCUCCUGUUAAUGAUUGUGAGGAUUUAAUCUGUUUUCAGUGUCAAAGCUGAUGCUUCUAUUUGUAGUGCUGUGCUUUCGCCAUGCAUCACCAGCAAGCAGCUCAUAGAGCUGAUGGAGGGACCUCCACGUUUGGAGGACCCAUCUCUAAAUGCUGUGGAUGCAUAUGGAAAACUGUACUUCUCUCUUUCAUUUGCUUCCCGUUGCAAUAGCAAUAUCUGCAAAGUUGUGCUUUUCCUUCUCAGAUAGAAGUGUUCGUGCUGAGCACUUCAUGCUGUAUCUAAGCGCCUUUAAGUUCCCUCUGUUGAAACUAGAGGUGCUCUGUCUCCAGCUGUUCUCAUGGAGCAGAAAUUGUCAUGGCUCUUCCCUAUCUGUGUAAAAGUUAAACUCGGCUCAUGACAGAUCAGGCCGGGCUUCUGUGUAUAUAAACUGCUUCCCGAGAGCUAUGUACAAAAGUUUGAGGUAAAUAAUGCUGUUAAAUUACUUAGUCUGUUCUUCUGGAUGGCAGAGGAUGCUGGAUUUCACGCUACUGUUUCAGUUUUCAUACCAAAUACCUUCUGAUCCCAGCAGCUGUGGUGUGAAGAUGUGAAACUGCCAGGACAACAGAUAAAGCAGCUUUCUAGUGCUUUAUAACAGGUCUUGUAUUGCGUACAGAGGUCACAAGUCCUCAGGCUGAGCGAGUGUCCUCUUGAAUGAUGGAUUUCUAUUACACCAAAUGCAGCAUAUUGCUUGUCGUUAGGGGUAUGUCUGGUGCUUGGGUGAAAAGUUAUUUAGCAGGAGCUCCUGGACAUGCAGAGCAGCUUUACGCCUCUGGGGGAGCCUGAACCUUUUAUGUCAGCAUUUCAGAUGAGGUGGGGUUGGAUGAUCAGCGCAGCCACUGAGAAGCAAAUCAGAGUUCGGACUGGGACAAAAGUACCUCAGAUUAAGAAGUAUUGUAUUGUUCCCACCUCCUGUUGUGCUGUUGUUGGUGUUGAUGUGGUUGGCUAUUCCCUCACGUGCAGUUUCCUUCUCCUUUCAGCAGUUUCUCUCCCCAGGAUGUUCCUUUCUAACUCCAGUUUCAGAACAUUGAUCUCCUUACCCCUGGUGGCUCUUUCUGAACCUUUCCUGGUUGCCUUUCCUUGUACUUGCCAGCUGAACAGAAUCCUCACAAAUGAUUUGCAUAUGGAGCUAGAAACAAGGAACUUCUUUCUGCUCCUGACGUCUCAGCAACUUUCAUUACAAAUUACUGUUUUUCUUCAUUUUGUUUUCAGUUGUGUUUCUCUCUCCUCCAGUUUCUAACUAGUUUAUUUCAGCUGCAUGGGCCGUCUCUGCCUCUUCCAUUCAUGAAUGCCAAAGGCUGCUGGUUUGACACCUCUCCCUUUUCUCUCAUAGUUGACCAAAGGGUAUUUGUUAUAUCUCCACUCAGGCCUACGUGUCGAUACCCCAUUCAAUUCUUGUGGAUUAUCUUUCUAACCUCAUAUCCAUAUUUCUCUUUGUCUGCCUAUUUCAUCCUUUCUUAUGCAUUAAAUAAGAUACAUCUGCCUUGAGUGUUUGUUCAGCUUUUGUGCCACUGACAGACACUCCAUCACUUUCUACAGCAAAUCUCAGUGUUUCCUUUCAUAAAAGGUUUUUCUUGCAAUCUUACAAGUGUUUGUUGUUUCACAUCUGGUCAUUUCUGUUUCUAGAUUCCCUGACAAAUUCCGGUGCUCACACUUGCGUUGGUGCCUUGAUUUUUAUAUAGCCGACCUGUUCUUCCACAGUCAUCACCUCAGGCCACAAACCUGGUUAAGAACUAUACCAUGUUAUUUUUUUCCCCCUCUACCUCAUUAUUGAACUGUUCUUCCUCUUUUCUCAUUGCUUUCUUAUCCCUGAACUUGAUUAAAUUUCUCUUACACUUCAGCUGUAAUGGUUUGUGUGGUGGUUCUUCCUCUGUUUCCUAAUUCUUACCCACUUCUCAUUAUUUCCAAGCUGCUUCUUAAAUACAGCCUCUUCCAUUCCGAUCUCCUGCUCAGCAUAGUUCAGUAGGGAAUGAAGUCUGGUGGUAACUUUAAGAAGGGCUGAUUUGUUGGUGGUUUGUUUUUCUUUUGAAUUUUGAUAUAAUUCCGAAAUCCUUUUCUGAGUGGGAUUUUCAUGGCUCCGCAGCACAAAUACUUUAUAUGCUGUUGGGAAGUGAGGGAAGCAGUGAGAACCAGGCUGAACACCGCACUGUUAACCUGUACUUACGGCUACUGUUUUUCCUUAGGAAACUUUUACUCAGGUGCUUCAUUUAUAUCAAACACUUGAUAAAUGUGGGGGUGGUAACGGAACAGAUAAGGCCAGUGUUAGAAAGGAGCUUGUAGGCUUUUAGUCUCUCACCUGAUUAGUCUGGCUUGCCCAUUGCCUUGCUAAUGCUUACUAGAAAUGCUAUUUAAAAAUGAAGGGAUGACAGGAUGUAUGAAAUUAAGUGAUGCUGACUGAUAACAGAGACUGAAGGUCAUAUUAUUGUGGUUAAGGUAUUACAAACCAAAAGCCUUUUUUUCUGAAGGAUACUAUGAAGAUGCACAAAUGGAAAUGCACGAAGCCAGCAUAGGAAGAAGAGGGGAUAAAAGAUCCUUCCCUUGUAGUGCAGGAAGACAAUCUUCAUACAGAGGUAGUUAUUUCAAAGCUGGUUCUCCCAGCAUUUCCAUGCUUGAUGGGAGGUGGGCAUAAACAGGCAGGGCUGGCGGGAGGUUUGGUGCUCCUUGUUAGUUUGGUGCUCCUUGUUAUCUUUAUGGGGGUGCAGAAGGAAGGACUGCAGCAGCGGGGGAAUAUCAGAGCUGGCUCGUCUCAUGUUUACACGUCCUUUCAGAUGUCACUGUAAGUGCUCCUGCUCUUAGCUGGGAGAAGUGAAGGCCUGUCAGGGAAGGCAAAUGGCUUCUGAUGUUCCUGGGUGACUGUUUUAUUAGCUGCUACCUUCACAGUGUACACUCGGAUGACUUAGCUGAAGGAAAUUAGUACACCUGAGACUUUCAGUCAGUCUUGUAUUUGUUUAGAGUGAAAAGUAGUUUGAUCAGUUUGUGUAAAAACAUAUCCAUCUUUUUUGCCUCUCAAAAGAUCCGCGUUCUCUCUCUCAGGCAAGAAAUGAAAGCUGCUGCUGCUCCUUUAGCGAUUGCUUCUGAUUUGUGCUGCUUCAGAGCAGAGUGCAGCUGUGUCAUUGUACCUUCUGCCUGACAGAUCAUCCCGAGAUGAGAAAGUGAGAGAAGCGCUCCGUUUCUUUAACACUAAAACGGGCAUUAUGAGAGGAGCAGUUGUAUUGACCUCUUUCCAAACGGUGCAUGCAUCCAGUACAGCUGCAUGGACUGGGACUUGCUAACCAAUUAGUCAGUUAUAAAGCUUCCCCUGUGGAACACAAAGGGGCAGCACGACCUGCCAGACCCAUACGGGGUUGGAAGUCAGAUGCUGACAAAUUCCAGCCUCUCUACUGCCACUCACUCACUGAAUGGCCUUGGCACGUCACUUUCCUGUAUGCUCCACUGCUGUCAUCCAUCUAAGAGCAGUCCUUGCCUGUCUCACCACUAUCCAGGGGAGCAGCAAGCGCUACACGAGUGCUAAGUAUUGUUAUUAAAACUACAACGUGUCAGGGAAUGCAGAUACAUGGAUCAUCUGCCCUCUUCAGGCACUCGACUGUUAGCCUUGUGUCUCGGUACAUGGGAAGUGUGCCAGGCAUCAGGUGUAACGAUGCACUUCAGUUCUGGAAUUACUUGUGUCUUUAAGGUCAGAUUGGUGAUUUCGAUGUCUGUUUCACACUGCACCAUCUUUGGGUCAAACUGAGAAAUAAGGCUGUAACUUGUUUGUAAUUCCUUCUCUGUCUUCCUAUUUUGUUUCUUAGGAAGCCGAUGCUGCUAUGGACGUAUUGAAUAAUACCAAAUUUGCAAUAUUCUGCUUUCCAGAUAUAAAUGUUUAUAUUUAAAAGUGCAUAAGACUACACUGCAAUAAAUAAUAUCCAUGGAAAA